Molecule: messenger RNA, 726 nt
Organism: Drosophila willistoni
Lineage: Eukaryota; Metazoa; Arthropoda; Insecta; Diptera; Drosophilidae
Gene: Pfdn4
Product: probable prefoldin subunit 4
Exons: 2
Coding region: 274-690 (138 amino acids)
Biological process (GO): protein folding
Cellular component (GO): cytoplasm; prefoldin complex
Source: RefSeq, a predicted model, not a curated record
GACUUUAUAGUUUAUAAUAAAUUCUAUAGACAAAUAAAUAUAAAUUUUAUAUCAAAAGUUGGUAGUGUCAUAACAGCAUAAAGCUCAAAGUGAGUCGUUUUGGUUAGUGCCAUUCUGGUUUAGCUCAUUUUUGGCCCUAUCGCAACGCAGCGAUGAGCAAUGCAGUAACAACAACAGCAAAAUCCUAAAAUAUUAGAUUCUCCAAAAAAAAGGCAACAACUGUUUGCGAAUUAUAUUAAAUAAUUUAUAUUUAUCACAUAAAAUACCAAUAAAAUGGCGGCAAAGGUGGCAAGCAGCACAAAUAAAGUAUUCCAGAAUCACGAUGAUGUCCACAUUUCUUUCGAGGAUCAACAGCGAAUCAAUCGAUUUGCCAAGCAUAAUGCCCGCAUGGAUGACCUAAAGGUUGAACUGGAUGUAAAGAAAAAUGAAUUGAAGUGUGUAGAGGAGGCUCUCGAUGAGAUUGAGCUGUUUGAUGAGGAGGAGGAUAUACCAUUUCUUAUAGGAGAGGUUUUCCUUUUGCAUAAACUGAGCAAAACCCAACAAUUGCUGGCAGAGACCAAAGAGCAGGUCUUGAAGGAAAUCGCCAGUGUUGAGGCCAAAGCCAAGGGCAUCAAAUCGGAAAUGGAUGAACUGAAGGCGCAUCUAUAUCAACGUUUUGGUAGCAAUAUUUCCUUGGAAAACGAUGAUUAAAGAGAUUUAAUUGAUUUACCUGUUCGAAUGUGAAAA